UGCAGCGCUAGGACACCCGCCUCCAGGAUCGUCUUGAUAUUUCAAGCACAGCACGAUGAAAGUUCAAUGUACAACCUUGCUUUCAGUGCUUCUAGUCUGUCUUGCCUCCUCCUCCGCGUUUGUGAAUGAGCUUCGAUGCCCCAACAUGAACCAAGGCGUCGCUGACAUGUCCGGAGUCAAGCAAGACUGUCCCUUCGGGGACAUGUGCCCCUGUAAGUCCUGGGAUCGAACUAUCUCAAACCAUCUGCACGAGACUGCCAUGCCUCUGCGGGGAAACGAGGAAGCGAACGAGGACAAGAGCUCGCAGGAGGUGGAGCGGGAGCUAGAGGAGCUCGGGGCGGUAGACAUCAGCUCCGUGGUUUCGCAUCCUCGGGACAACCUCUGCAGGCUGAACGAAGUUUUCCGAGGGCUGAACGACAAGACUUUCACGAUGGGACCUGACCAUGAGAAAUCGAGCCUGUCCUUCUACUCGCCCAAGAGCAUGGCUGACCAAUGGCACUGCCCUCUGCACUCCCACCCCAAGGCGGACAUGUAAGAAGAGAGCGGAGGAGAUGGAGGAGGGAGAGGUUGAGGGUCUGUUGUGCAUGAGAGCAGACGAGAUGAUGGUGGAAG
Guillardia theta CCMP2712 is the source of this 612-nucleotide messenger RNA. RefSeq lists its product as hypothetical. The transcript has a single exon. Lineage: Eukaryota; Cryptophyceae; Pyrenomonadales; Geminigeraceae. The coding region runs from base 56 to 535 and encodes 159 amino acids. The record is from RefSeq and is a predicted model, not a curated record.